AUGGCAGCUGAUUCGGACAAGUCUGAGGCGCGCGCUCUUCCGACCGCCGAUGAGCUGGCGCAGGCGCUCAAAGUCGAAGUGUACGACAACAAGGGCAAAUCCACGCCACUUGGCGACCUGGCUAAAGGUCAAAGGACUGCGCUCAUAUUUAUCCGGCACUUCUUUUUUGUUCGGCGUCUCAGCGAGGCUGUACCGCCUUCAGAUCUGCCCGCAAACACACGAGUUCUUGUCAUCGGUUGCGGUUCAUACCAACCCAUCGACGACUGGGCAACCGCAGCCUCAUCCAAGUAUCCUGUAUAUACAGACCCUUCAAACAAGUUGUAUACGUUGUUCAAGUUUAAAUCAAACCUUUCGCAAGGCGAUGGUAGCGAGCCGCGCGACUACAUGCGCGAUGCAGGUGGGGCUGUUGCAAGAUGGUUCAGUGGCAUCACGGCUGCUUUAGGCAGUCUACAGAAUCUGCCAUAUGUCGGGCCAAAGUCACAGAAUGGUGGUGAAGUUAUACUUUCCGCUGAGGGCGAAUGUGAAUUCAUCAGCCGCAUGCAGACCACGGUGGAUCACACUAACGUAUCGGAGCUCGCUACUCUGCUCGGUGCCAGUAAGCAUGAUACCGCUGGACAAUGA
Parastagonospora nodorum SN15 is the source of this 621-nucleotide messenger RNA. RefSeq lists its product as hypothetical. The transcript has 4 exons. Bases 1 to 621 code for a protein of 206 amino acids. NCBI's taxonomy places the organism in Eukaryota, Fungi, Ascomycota, Dothideomycetes, Pleosporales, Phaeosphaeriaceae. The record is from RefSeq and is a predicted model, not a curated record.